ACGUGACUGCAAUGCCUCCUUCGUCAACAAGGAAAAAUCAUACAGAAAACUCCUUCACCCAUUAUUUCCAAGAGAUCCCCCCCAACGCAUCUCCGAGGCCCUCCUUCGUCUCCAAGGAAACCAUCUCUCUCUCUACACCUCUUCGAUUCACUCCCGAUGCAAGAAACAGACCUCCACGACUUGUCCGACGACUCGGAUUACGCCGCCUCCGUACACCACGGUUCGGCUAGCUUGACUCGGAGUGGUAGUAGUAAACGGAGCUCGGCAAGUGAUUCAGAUGGCGCUGAAGUUGUUUACUUGAAAGAGAAUGUGGCAGUUCAUCCAACUCAGUAUUCAUCCGAGAGAAUUAAUGGGCAACUAAGAUUAAUUAAGCAGGGAUCUUCUCUGUUUAUGACAUGGAUUCCAUACAAAGGUCAAAGCUUGAAUGAGAGGUUGUCCGAUAGAGAUAGGAAUCUCUAUACGAUCAGGGCAGUACCUUUUACAGAUGUCCGAUCAAUCCGUCGGCACACUCCGCCUCUUGGGUGGCAAUACCUAAUUGUUGUUCUGUCAUCAGGACUGGCGUUUCCUCCUCUUUACUUCUACAAUGGAGGAGUCAGGGAGUUCCUUGCUUCAGUAAAGCGACAUGUUUUUCUUGUCAGGUCAACAGAAGAUUCUAAUGUACUUCUUGUGAAUGAUUUUCAAGAUCGCCUACAGAGAACUUUAUCUUCUUUGGAUUUGCCUAGGACUGUUUCUGUUGCAAAUGGUCUAUCUUCAGCUAUAUCAGUUGGUGAUUUACCCUCGAAUGGAAAUCAAGAGAGGAAUGAAGGAGGUACCUUUGAUGGAAGUGCAAGUCAUUUUGAGCAUAAUGGGAGGCGGAGGCAAAAGGUUCCUGCUCGAGAUCUUCCGAUCCAAGUAUUAGAAAAAUUCUCUCGUGUGACCAGACUUGCCCGGGAAACCACUUCACAACUUUUCCGAGAAAGUCACAGUGAAACCGGUUUCGGUGCUAAUAAGAGAAAGAACCAUAACCAGGCUCCCCAUGCUCAACCUAGCAAUUCAGCAUCCAAUGAUCUAGAAAAAGUUUCCACUGAAAUUCCUGAAGUCUCAGGUCCUUUGGAGGUAACCUUUUGUUGCUUCACUCCUUCACAAAUAUCUAAAACCCUGUCUAGUAAAAGAGAUGAUUAUGAAGAAGCUGCCACCAAUGUGGGAACUUUUGAGCUAAUCGAUUCUAAGGAGGUUGAUAGAUUAGCACUAGUAUGGGGAAAACAACGUCAGCCUCCUUUAGGUGCUGAAGAGUGGUUGGCUUUCUUUGACUCUAAAGGACGAAUUAUGCAUUCAAAAUCAUUAAGAAAGAGGGUAUUCUAUGGGGGCAUUGAUCAUAGGCUACGGAAAGAGGUCUGGCCAUUCUUGUUGGGAUAUCAUGCAUGUGAUUCAACAUAUGCGGAGAGGCAAUAUCUUGUGUCAGUUAAAAAGUCAGAGUAUGAGACCAUUAAAAACCAGUGGCAGAGUAUCUCCAAGGAACAAGCAAAAAGGUUUACGAAAUUUAAGGAGAGGAGAGGUCUUAUUGAGAAAGAUGUGGUAAGGACUGACAGAUCACUCUCAUUCUAUGACGGGGAUGACAACCCAAAUGUGAAUCUACUACAUGACAUACUGCUAACAUACUCGUUCUACAACUUUGACCUGGGUUACUGUCAGGGCAUGAGCGAUCUUUUGUCACCGAUAUUGUUCGUAAUGAGGGACGAGUCAGAAUCAUUUUGGUGUUUUGUUGCAUUGAUGGAACGACUUGGACCAAAUUUUAAUCGAGACCAAAGUGGCAUGCACUCGCAACUUUUUGCAUUAUCUAAGCUGGUGGAGCUGUUAGACAGCCCUUUACAUAAUCAUUUUACGCAGAACGACUGCUUGAAUUAUUUCUUUUGCUUCCGAUGGGUUCUUAUACAAUUUAAAAGGGAAUUUGAAUUUGACAAAACAAUGCGGCUGUGGGAGGUGUUGUGGACCCAUUAUUUGUCUGAACACCUACACCUAUAUUUCUGCAUUGCAAUCCUGAAGAGGUACCGUCCCAAGAUAAUUGGGGAGGAGAUGGAUUUCGACACACUCUUGAAGUUUAUAAAUGGGCUAAGCGGGAAAAUUGACCUUGAAUCGACCCUUAAGGACGCAGAGGCUUUGUGCAUAUGUGCUGGUGAGAAUGGAGCUGCCAUCAUUCCUCCAGGUACUCCUCCUUCAUUGCCGGUUGAGGAUGGAAUAUCAUACUCUCAACUAGAUGAUGAAGUUUUGUAGAACUGGUCCCCAUUUUUCUAAGGAUUUCUCGUAUCAUGUUAAGAACAUCCAAGUGCACAGAGUUGGCGCUUAAUGUAACUAUUGAUUUUGUAAUUUGUCCCCAAAUAGAUUGACAUCUUUUCUGGCAAUAAAAUGCUUGUAUUCAUUAUUGAU
Rhododendron vialii is the source of this 2403-nucleotide messenger RNA. RefSeq lists its product as uncharacterized. The record is from RefSeq and is a predicted model, not a curated record. NCBI's taxonomy places the organism in Eukaryota, Viridiplantae, Streptophyta, Magnoliopsida, Ericales, Ericaceae. Gene Ontology annotation, molecular function: GTPase activator activity. The transcript has 16 exons. The coding region runs from base 157 to 2250 and encodes 697 amino acids. Gene Ontology annotation, biological process: activation of GTPase activity.